Mizuhopecten yessoensis (Yesso scallop) is the source of this 5184-nucleotide messenger RNA. RefSeq lists its product as uncharacterized. Lineage: Eukaryota; Metazoa; Mollusca; Bivalvia; Pectinida; Pectinidae. Gene Ontology annotation, cellular component: nucleolus; small-subunit processome. The transcript is spliced from 16 exons. The record is from RefSeq and is a predicted model, not a curated record. Bases 83 to 4708 code for a protein of 1541 amino acids. Gene Ontology annotation, biological process: protein modification process; rRNA processing.
UUUUCGACAACCAAAAACAGGUCUUUGACAACACGCAUGGGACAUCUGCUGUCCGCUGAACACACAUAGAUUGACAUCCAGAAUGAUUUCCAUGGAUGCUGAAGAUGUUGAUGAACUUGGUGGUGACUUUGGUGGUAACAGUGAUGAUGAGGUUCCAGAUGCAAGAAAGCAUGCUCAACUGAUUGAUUCUAUCAGCUCCUUAGAUGGAAAGAAGAAUAAUCGUCAAAGUCAGCGUACAGUUCCCACAGCUCAAGUAUCUGAGUUUGGCUUUACUGGCAGUAAUAACAAAAAAGCCAAAGUGAGACUGCAUGAACUGGUCGGGUCACUCAAGAAUACCACAAAUCAUGGGGAACUCAAAAAACACCUCCGUACCAUAGACAAGCGCAGCAAAGUGGUCGCUGUUCCCUUACCAAAGCAUGAACGGGGAAAGAUUGAACGGUCAGUGGCAUAUGAGAAGACAAGUGAGGAGCUACAGAAAUGGGACCCCGUUGUCAAGGAGAACAGAAUGGCAGAGCAGAUAGUGUUUCCUCUAAACCAACCGUCAUUAAAACUACAUACAGCAAGGAAAUUUGCAGGGAUCAAGCCUCGAACCCCUUUGGAGAUGGAAGUGGCUGCAUUGCUUCAAGGUAAUCAGAAUAUCCCAACCAACAACAAGGAGCUGACGAGAGCCGAGGAAAGAGCGCUACAAGCUAUGAAUAUUGAGGAGGCCAGAGAGAGGAGAUCAGAGCUUCAAAAACACAGGGCUCUUCUUUCCUAUAAGGAGUCCAAGGCCCAUUGGCAGAAAAAGAUAAAAAGUAAAAAAUAUCACAAAGUAUUGAGGAAGGAGAAGAUGAAGAAUGAGAAAAAGGCACUGGAUGAGCUCGAAAAGAACGAUCCAGAUGGAUACCAGGACAAACUAGAUGACGUCAACAAACAGCGCAUUCAGGAAAGGAUGAAUUUGAAGCACCGCGGCGGGAGCAAAUAUGCCAAGAAGCAAAUGAUAUAUGCCAAGUAUGAUGAUAAGGCUCGUCAGUCUGUCCAGGACAUGCUGCAAAAGAGUCGAGAGCUAACCAACAAGAUUACCAUGGAAACUGGGGAAAGUGACUCUGACGGAGGCGUUUCUAUGGACAGUGAAGACGAGGCAGCCUUGCUGGACGGUACAACUGAGGAAGGGAAUAAGGCACAGAAGAAUCCAUGGAUGUCCACAGGAACUAAACGUCCCAAAGCAACAGGAUUUGAGAAACCAGUGGCGAUUGUCAAUACUGAUUUUCAACAGGACGUAUUGAAGUUGUCGUUGAACAGGGCAGAACCAGAGCCACAAUCCGAUGAAGAUUCAAAUAUUAAUGAGAUUGAAAAAAUCUUUGAAUCACCAAAGGUCAACACAAAACCAGAAAGCAAAAAACUGCCAUCGAAAGUCAGUACAAAACAAGAAAAAAAUAAGAAGAAGAAGCAGAAAAGAAAAGAAAACAAAUCAAAGUAUGAAAAGAACCAAUUAAAGCAGGUUAAGACUUCCAAAGAAGUAACAAAAGAGGAUAAAGAGGAGGAGGAAGAUGAUGAAGGGUUGAUGACGGAGACCCUAACAAGGAAGCAGACUUUAGAAGAUAUUGAGGAUGGAAUGGUUGCUGAAGAGGGAGACAUAAGGGACCAAAACAACAGUAGAAAUACUGAAAGAGGUUCUCGGGUUUCUUCAAACCAGCAUAAAAACAAGUGUACCGAGGUACAGGUUGAUCCAAAGAAACUCUUCACAUUCGAAUCAAAGCUAGCAAAUAUUAAAACCCCAGCUGCAGUGACAGGAGAUGAUGACGAAGAUGAUGAGUUAGAUACUGAUGAACAGCAGCGGCUAACAAUAGCUCAAGCUUUUGAGAACGAUGAUGUCGUUGACGAGUUUACUAAAGAAAAGAAAGAGAUAAUGGACCGCGACACCCCAAAAGCUAUAGAUCUCACCCUUCCUGGCUGGGGCGAGUGGGGAGGCACUGGUAUCCAAAUAUCAAAGCGCAAGAAAAAAAAAUUCAUCAUUAAGGCUGCACCUGCCAAUCCUAGGAAGGACAAUCACUUAGGAAAUGUCAUCAUUAGUGAGCUUAAGGAUGAAUCCCUGCGCAAACAUCAGGUGUCAAAGUUACCUUUUCCGUAUGCAAAUGUACAGCAGUUUGAGCAGAGUGUGCGAGCACCAGUGGGCAACACCUGGAAUCCAGAAACUACCUUCAAGAACCUCAUCAAACCCAAAGUUGUUACCAAGCUGGGUUCUAUCAUUGAACCCAUUGACAAGGCUGAAGGCCCAGAACUCCUGCGGCAGGUGUUCUUGGAGAGAGGCUGGAUCGAGUUUGAUGAAGAUGAACAGGAGGAACAUGAAUGGAACUUAUGGUGGCGUACGUCACGUUUCCGCAAUUGUGAUUAUGAUCAAAUCUAUCCCUGGCAACGAUUGAACCACUACCCAAAGUCAACUGGCAUCACCAAAAAAGAUUGUCUGGCACGCAAUUUAAAGCGAAUGAAAGGUGUGCAUGGGGCAGGGGUGUAUAAUUUCAGUCCCAUAGCUUUUAAUCUUCCUAAUGACUAUACAAGAUUUGUUGCAGAAUAUGGAAAGUUAAAACAACAGUGUUCCGACUCCAAACAUCUACUUUGGAUUUGUAAGCCAGCAGACCUGUCCCGUGGCCGAGGGAUAUUUCUGUUCCGUGACAUCUCCGAUCUGCAGUAUGACUGCAACGCUGUGGUUCAGCAGUACAUCCCCAACCCUUUUCUGAUCGGAGGAUAUAAGUUUGAUAUCAGGGUGUAUGUAGCAGUGCCAUCCUUUUAUCCCCUGAACAUCUACAUAUUUGAGGAGGGUCUUGUGAGGUUUGGAACAGAGAAGUAUGACUUAAAUGCCUUAAAUAAUGUCUUUGCUCAUCUUACCAACACUUCCAUAAACAAACAUAGUCCUGGAUAUGCAUUGGACAAGGAGUGUGUGGGACCUGGAUGUAAGUGGACUAUCACACAGUUACGACAGUACUUUCACCAACAUAGAAUCAAUGACAGUACAUUGUGGACGAGAGUCGUCAACAUCAUCAUUCUGACCUUACUUGUUCAAGCUCCGCAAGUGCCAAAAUGUGACAACUGCUUUGAACUUUAUGGAUUUGACGUCCUUAUUGAUGACAAUUUAAAACCAUGGUUAUUAGAAGUGAAUUUUAGCCCAGCACUCAGCUUUGACUGCCAAGCUGAUCUCCAUGUUAAGAAACCAUUGCUUCAUGACCUGAUGAAGCUAUUGAAUUACAAGGAGAACGAUUUGGAGAGAGGUGGAGACGCUCUUAAAAAGCUUCUCAGUCGAAGCCGAGCAACAGACCCGUAUGAUCGUCACUCAUCUAUGAGUCAUACGAGUCAAAGAAAAACUACUCUUAGAAAGUCUACAUCCUUCCAAAAAAACUUGUCUUCAUUGAACAAACAGCAAACAGCUGUACAAGAAAGUGCAUAUUUUAUCAACGAAGUGCCAGAGUCUAAACAUGAAGAGAACAUGUGUUUUGGUUUACCGCUCGCCACUCCAGGAGAUGAUGGUCGACCUAGCAGUGCAAGCUCUGGGAUCUCCAGUGCAGACAGUGAUAAACUUGAGGGGGCAGAAGAAGGGAGCCCGAUGGAAAGGCAGAGGACAAUGGGUAUGAUGUCUGAGCGGUCCGCCACUGCAUGUAGUCGAAGGUUGGUCAGUAGGGAUGGUCGGACUAAGUCUGAGGAGUAUCAGGAAUACAAUAACAGUAUUGCGAAAGGAAGUGCCGUCCAUGCUGCCAUUGUACCUGUACACUCCAUGAUGGAGAGGUCUGCUACUAUGUCGUCUGUAGUAAGAAGGGCAGACUACCAACAGGGAUCACAGACUCUUACAGAAAAGAGCUCAACAAAGAGUUCUUAUACCUCUGACAGUGGUAUAUCAAGUUACUCUAAUUCUAGUCAUGAAAAUUCAGACUUGAUGUCAAAGCCAGAGAUUAGGAGGAAUGGCAAGUUGUUGCCUCAGAGAUUGCAGACUAACAACUUAAUACACCAGAAGGUGGACCAGGACCAAAUCUCACACAGAGGGGACCAGAGUCCAUUGUUUGGUCGCAGGGAUAAUAUCUACAACAUCAAAUCUCUCCGGCCCAACGAAACAUCAAAUACACUUAAGAAGAUUGCAGCAUCUGGGAUGACAAAUUCUCAACAGCAGUAUCGCAAUAGUGGGAGAUAUAAGGGUGCUGGAGACAAGAAUUUCCGCAGAAAUUCAAUGUAUCAGACACGUUCAGCUAUCCGGUACUCCACACCCCGAUCAAGUCGUGAGACACCUGUUCGCAGGGACAGCAAUGCUCAGGGCAACAACAAUGCUGUUCAGGGUUCAAGGUCUCAACUUUAUGUGUCAACUUCACCAGUUCCUCGGCGAUUAACUCGAAAUGCAGAACGACAAAUAGCUCCCCCUUUUCGAAAGAGCCAAAAUUCACGACUUGGUGUGAGCACUAAGCAAAGUGUGAACUCCAAUGGACUUAGAUCAAAAGGUCCAUGUUCUAGAGUAGGGGACAUGUGUUUGGUGUUUCCCUUCAGUGAUAUCACUCUCCGGACUGCUAAUGGCACAUUAGACCCACAUGUUGUAAUUAAGGAGACGCAGAGACUGCUCAGAGAAUCACUCCAUUCUGUGGAUAAGGGUUCACAAGGACAGAAGAUGGGUGGACAUCUGCCCUUUGGACAGCCUUUAGAUGCUGACAGAUUGUGGGGACCCAUCAAACAGCUACCGGAAGAGGCUGGUUGAAUUCAGCUACCAAAUGGAUGGGUUUGAUCUAUUGGUUACCUGUAGAAGGAGGACACCUUGAGUCUACUAUAUACCUGGACAGUUACAGACAUGUGUGCCUUGACUAAACUGAAAUCACGUACAAGACCAGAACCAAGCCUAUGAUCAGUAUUACCAUAUCAUGCCAAAGUAUGGAUACGUGCCCUGAACAACCAGGACAGUAAAUUGAAUUUCCUAUGCAAUAUUUUCGUUUUCUGUAUUGUUUGUUAUUGAGUGUAUAUUGGUUCGAGUAAUACAAUCCGAUGAAGCGACCGUCUGUAAUCUUGUGACACUGUGACCUCGCAUGUACUAGGAAUGAUUGACAAAUUAUACGCAGUUGUGGUAAAGAUCUAUUGUUUUUGAUGGCUUUUUGGUUUAGAAAGUUUGAGAAAAUGAAUGAAAUAUAAAGGAAUGUACAUGUAUAUGUUUACAAUUCAUUAAAGCUAGUCUUUAAGUUU